AUGUCAUUUAAAGAUAAAGAUCUACAUAGCCAAAAAGAAAUUGACGCCAAAUUUUUUAUAAAAACGCAAGACAUUACUGCCGAGGCUUGCGGAGUAUCGAAACGCUCCAUUCAACGUAUUUGCUCCGAAGUGAAGAAAAAUGAUCAAUUACCUGAGACGGGCCCUUCUUUUUCAUCUCCACGUAAAUCAUACAAGCGGGCAAAAUAUGUCUCAGAGUUGGAUGAUUUCAACAGUGAUGUUGUUAGGAGGACAGUUCAUGAAUUUUACGACAGAAGUGAGUAUCCUACAUCAGAAUUAAUACUUAAUGCCGUCAAGAGCAAAAUUAAUUACUCGGGAAGUUUAAGUUCAAUUCAAAGACUCCUUAGGAAUUUAAAAUUUUCUUAUAAAAAAUGUAGCGAUGGUCGUAAAUUUUUGAUGGAGCGUAACGAUAUUGUUGCGCUUAGAUGUAAAUUUUUGAGACAAAUUUGUACAAUCCGCCAAAAUAAAGAUACACGACCAAUUGUAUAUCUUGAUGAAACCUGGGUCAAUCAAAAUCAUUCGCGGAUCAUUGCAUGGCAACAUGAUAGUAUGGUGGGUCCGAAAAUCCCUAUUGGAAAAGGUGGACGCCUUAUUGUUGUUCAUGCAGGAUGUGCCAAAUAUGGGUUCAUUCAGAAUUCAAAAUUAGUUUUCCGCAGUAAUACUGGCAAUUCUACGGAUUACCACAGCCAAAUGAAUUCUGAAGUAUUCAAAUCUUGGUUCACCCAAAUGCUGAACAGCCUUGAAGAACCGUCCGUGAUAGUUAUGGAUAAUGCAUCUUAUCAUUCAACCCUCAUCGAUAACUUUCCCAAAAGUAAUACGCGAAAAGCAGAUGUGCAGGCUUGGUUGACCAAAAAAAAUGUCUAUUUUUCACCAUUAGAAAAUUUAGCUGAACUUAGACAGAAAGUUAAAGCGUUAAUACCAUUUGAAAAAAAAUAUGAAUUGGAUGUAUUGGCAUUGGAAAUGGGCCACGAAGUUAUUCGACUUCCACCGUACCAUUGCCAAUACAAUCCAAUUGAGCUGAUAUGGGCCCAGGUAAAAAAUCAAGUGGCGACAAAAAAUAAAACAUGCAAAAUGGUCGAUAUAGAAAAGUUGACUCACGAAGCAUUGGAUUCGGUAACUCAACAUGAUUGGGAGAAGUGCGUGAGACAUGCAGAAGCAUUGCAAGAUCAAGACAACGAAAAAGAAAUUAUGAGAGACAGUAUGUUGGAGCCAAUCAUAUUGACUUUGUUACCUGAUGACAGCGAUUGGGGGGAGUCCAGUGACGAAGAAGGAAAUUCGGAAUAA
This is a messenger RNA of Myzus persicae (green peach aphid), 1302 nucleotides long. RefSeq lists its product as uncharacterized. Gene Ontology annotation, molecular function: nucleic acid binding. The transcript has 2 exons. The record is from RefSeq and is a predicted model, not a curated record. The coding region runs from base 1 to 1302 and encodes 433 amino acids. NCBI's taxonomy places the organism in Eukaryota, Metazoa, Arthropoda, Insecta, Hemiptera, Aphididae.